Messenger RNA from Misgurnus anguillicaudatus (oriental weatherfish), 807 nucleotides. NCBI's taxonomy places the organism in Eukaryota, Metazoa, Chordata, Actinopteri, Cypriniformes, Cobitidae. The record is from RefSeq and is a predicted model, not a curated record.
AUGGGGGAUAAUGAAGUACAAAUGGAGAUUACGGGACAAAUGCAAGAGUCUCAAACUUCAAGCGCGGACAAAAUCGACUUGUCUUUAGAUGACAUCAUAAAGCUAAAUAAGCAAGAGCAAAAAGCCGGCAGAGGUUCCAACAGAGCUAGAAGUAAACGCGCAGCUGUGUUGAAAAAGCUCAACCAGACUCCACAGCAGCAGAGGGGACGCAGGGGAGCACAGCAGUACCAAGGGCCUGGCAGGGUGAGAGGUUUGAGGGGACAAAGGGGAUCUAGAAGAGGCAUGAUGUCUAGAGGAAGUGGUGUCAGUCCAAUGAACAGAGCUGCUGCUAAUGUCACGUUUUCUGCCGCAAGAAGGGCUGAGAAGUUAGAAAAAUAUCAGACAAUAACAAAGAACAGAACUACCGGUAAUCAGGCAAGGAGGGGUGGGGCAGCGUUAAGGGGCAGAUCAUCUGGAGGAGCAAGUAUUACUUCACCCAAGGGCAUUCCUUUGCGCUUCAACUACAAAGCAACUACUAACCAGACGGGACUAUCCCUCAAUGACCGUUUCACUGACCUUAGGUUCUCAGGACGAGGGCGGGGCCGGGGGAGGGGCCGAGGAGGUAUUGUAGGUGGUGGAAGAGGCAGAGGAAACAUUGCACAGGGUGGAUGGGGCAGAGGAAACAUUGCACAGGAUGGACGAGGCAGAGGAAACAUUGCACAGGGUGGACGGGGCAGAGGAAGGGCAGGCUUCACAAGAGGAAGAGGCUUGACAAGACGAGGAAGGGGAGGAGCAAGAGGAUUUGAUCGAACAGUAACUCUUCAGUGA